This is a messenger RNA of Lathyrus oleraceus (garden pea), 886 nucleotides long. RefSeq names its product glycine-rich RNA-binding, abscisic acid-inducible protein. The record is from RefSeq and is a predicted model, not a curated record. The coding region runs from base 69 to 674 and encodes 201 amino acids. Gene Ontology annotation, molecular function: RNA binding. The transcript has 2 exons. Lineage: Eukaryota; Viridiplantae; Streptophyta; Magnoliopsida; Fabales; Fabaceae.
UGCAUUCAGUGCCCAAAAUAUCUUUCUUUUACAUCUAUUGUUUCUCCGUCCCUUAUUUGAGUUUUUCGAUGGCCUCUUCCGAUGCUGAGUACCGGUGCUUCGUCGGUGGCCUUGCCUGGACCACCGACAGCGAUGGCCUCGCCAAAGCCUUCUCUACUUACGGCGAAAUUACCGAUUCCAAGGUUAUUAUGGAUCGCGACACUGGAAGGUCGAGAGGUUUUGGAUUUGUGACUUUUGCUGCGGAGCAAUCUAUGAGAGAUGCGAUUGAAGGGAUGAACGGUCAGGAUGUUGAUGGUCGUAAUAUUACUGUGAAUGAAGCUCAGUCUCGUGGUAGAGGAGGAGGAGGAGGCGGCGGUGGUGGAUAUGGUGGAGGAGGUGGGGGUUAUGGUGGUGGGGGUGGUCGCCGUGAAGGUGGAUACAACAGAAACGGUGGUGGCGGUGGGGGAUAUGGCGGUGGAGGAGGUGGAUAUGGCGGUGGAGGAAAUGGUGGAUAUGGUGGUGGAAGGGAUCGUGGUUAUGGAGGCGGUGGUGGUGAUAGAUAUGGUGGCGGAGGCGGCGGUGGUGAUAGAUAUGGCGCUGGUGGAGGAGGCGGUGGUGAUAGAUAUGGAGGCGGCGGUGGUGGCGGCUACUCUCGUGGUGGCGGCGGUGGCAGUGGUGGAAACUGGAGGGAUUAGGCUAAAGUUUUAUCCGUUUGGGAUUUAGGCUUAUGAAAUUCUCAUAUUGUUUUAGAUGGAUGAUUUAGUUGCUUGGAUAUUAUGUUAUGAUAUUAUGUUAUGGUAUUUGUUUUGUUAUGGUUUAGUGUUCCCGUGUCUCGUUUUUGUACUUCUGAAUCUAGUUGUAUAUAAACGAUCCAUUGAAAUGAUAAACUCCAUCAAUUUUCUUAGUA